Molecule: messenger RNA, 2922 nt
Organism: Scophthalmus maximus (turbot)
Lineage: Eukaryota; Metazoa; Chordata; Actinopteri; Pleuronectiformes; Scophthalmidae
Gene: sgk3
Product: serum/glucocorticoid regulated kinase family member 3
Exons: 20
Coding region: 737-2215 (492 amino acids)
Biological process (GO): protein phosphorylation
Molecular function (GO): phosphatidylinositol binding; ATP binding; protein serine/threonine kinase activity
Source: RefSeq, a predicted model, not a curated record
AAGUCCCGUGACAAAUUUCAUUGGGACUUUUCUACGGCCGGGAGAGACUGAUGUUUCCUGCUUCUCUCUCGCCCGUCAGCCCGCCGUGUUACUGGAGCAGCGAAGGGUGAAGUCACACUCGGGUCGGCGGGUUAUUUGGGGGACUUCUGUCCUCCCCGGAACGGGACACAUGUUCCGUCCGUUGAACUACGGAAAUCGAUGAAAACCGCGUCAGAAUACUGGAAGUUCAGAAGGUUCAAAGCUGGUUCCGUGGCGUAACGUUUUUGCUGUGAGGGAAGUUAGCGCUCGCUGAUUCAGACCUGUUUCCAAAAGUAAGAGACUCUGUGGAUGUCUGGACAGUCAGGUGACUUGAGGCAGGACUCGGUCCAGAUGCUGAGGUCGAAAGCAUGCGCUGGGGUUGACUGGAGUUCACCAUGCCCCUCGAUCUUCUUCAGCUUGUUCGUCACAUGUGACAGACACAGCCGCACACAGAGAGAAGUAUAUGUGUGAUAUCCUCAUAGGAUAUCCACCGGCGAGGAUGUGUGCUUGAGCUGAGCAGGAAGAAAGCUAUUUCUGAUCCUGCGUAGUAGCCCGGCAUAUUUGUGCCUGUCAUCACACGUUGAUUCAUGUCAGGGCUCGAAUGCAGGGGAUAACUGGGCUUAAACUGAAGUACUGACCCAGAAUGGGCACGGGCCAGCAGUGUACUUGAAGUCUUAUCUUUGAGGACACAAUUGCUUGACGAACUUUGCGCCCUUGAAUGCCGACUGCCCCAAAGAUGGAGGAGCAAUCCGGUCUCCCCAACGUCAGCAUACCCUGCCACAACGAGCAGAGGGACAAGAAGAAGCGUUACACGGUUUACAAAGUGAUAGUUUCUGUUCAACAACAGGAAUGGUUCGUCUUCAGGCGAUACGCCGAAUUUGACAAACUCUACAACACAUUAAGAAAACUGUUUCCCUCUAUGAACCUGAAAAUUCCAGCAAAGCGGAUAUUCGGGGAUAAUUUUGACCCCGAGUUCAUCAAGCAGAGACGAGCAGGGUUGCAUGAGUUCAUCAAGCGGAUUGUCUCUCAUCCUCAGCUGUGCAAUCAUCCAGAUGUGAGGACCUUUCUACUGAUGGAAAAAAUACAAAACUCUUCAGAUGCCUCUGAGGAUGAAGAUGACAAAAACAGCUCUAUCUCCAGAAACAUUAACCUGGGACCCUCUGGAAAUCCACAUGCCAAGCCCACAGACUUUGACUUUUUAAAAGUCAUAGGAAAGGGGAGUUUCGGGAAGGUCUUCCUUGCAAAAUUAAAACAUGAUGAAAAGUAUUAUGCAGUCAAGGUCUUACAGAAAAAGGUCAUUCUCAACAGAAAAGAGCAAAAACACAUCAUGGCAGAGCGCAACGUGCUGCUGAAGAACGUGAAACACCCUUUCCUGGUCGGGCUUCACUAUUCCUUCCAGACUGCAGACAAGUUGUACUUCGUCUUGGACUUCAUCAAUGGAGGAGAACUUUUCUUCCAUCUCCAAAAAGAGCGGACCUUUCCAGAGCCCAGAGCAAAAUUCUACAUUGCCGAAAUGGCAAGUGCACUGGGAUAUCUGCACUCCCUCACGAUUGUUUACAGAGACUUGAAGCCAGAAAACAUCCUCCUUGACCAAGAAGGGCACAUCGUGUUGACAGACUUUGGAUUGUGCAAGGAAGGCAUUUCCCAGACGGACACCACCUCUACAUUUUGUGGCACACCUGAGUAUUUGGCUCCAGAGGUCCUGAGGAAGCAACCAUACGAUAAUACUGUAGACUGGUGGUGUCUGGGUUCAGUGCUCUAUGAAAUGCUCUUCGGCCUGCCGCCAUUCUACAGCAGGGACACGCAUGAGAUGUACGACAACAUCCUCCACAAGCCACUGGCGAUGCGUCCUGGUGCGUCCAGCACCGCCUGGUCUCUCCUCCAGGCCCUGCUGGAGAAAGACGGCACAUACCGACUAGGGUCCAGAGACGACUUUAAUGAGAUCAAAGCACACAACUUCUUCUCCUCCAUCAACUGGGAUGACCUUGAACAAAAAAAGAUCCUUCCCCCAUUCACACCCAAAGUGAGCUCUUACUUUGAUAUCUCCAACUUUGACCCCGAGUUCACUGAGGAGAUGGUCUCCAGCUCUGUCUGUUGGUCUCAAGAACAUUCCAUAGUCAACGCCAGUGUAAUGGAGGCUGACGACGCCUUCGUGGGCUUCUCUUACGCCCCGCCCUCCGAUGACUCUUUCCAGUGAAACCUUCCUUGCGAGGUCUUCAGACGCCUUAACCGCUUUGUAACUUAUUUUGAUUAAAGGGAAGAAAUUGAUUCCAUGGAUGAAUUUGUUCGAUGAAGCCAAAGCAAGCAGCUGAGAUGAAGAAGCACUAAAACAUAUUUUGAUCGGAACAAGUUUCAGAAAAGUCUGUAUUUUUUACCUAUUUGUAUUUAUAUAAAUAUAUAUGAACAUAAAAGAUCAUAUUUUUAAGAAUUCAGGAAGAACAUUUUGCUAUUAACGGAAUUUCUGGAGGUUUUCAAAAAUGACCCUUUACAAAGCCUUACAUUUGAUCCUUAGUUGACACUUUCAAUGGACCUGAUAUAACACAAUUGACUGUUUAUGGAACGGGUGUUUGUCCAUGUAAUUACUGUAAAAAUGAACUCGUAUCAUAUUCAUAUUAACUAAGUUGGAAAUAGGGAGUACUUGAAAGUCCACUGAAUUAUGCAUUUUUGGUUUAUAGGUCACGUUUCUAAGAAAUAAAUCUACCUUUUCAGUUACUUUUCAGUUUGUCUUGUUGAGUACCGAGAGAAUCUUUUAUUGCUGGAAUGUCUGUGUUUAUUUUUGUGCUAUUUUCGCCUUCACAUUUAAUUCAUAAUUACAAACAGAUCUAAAUGCACAAUGCUCUGCUUUAUGUUAUUUAAUAGUCCUAUACUCCUAUAAAGUAAUAAUAAAAAAAAUCUAUGAAAUAA